AUGGACUUUCAAUCCCCGUCAAGCUCAACCACAGCGGGUGACAAGGGUGAGAACUCAGCGUCAAAUAAACAAGCCGCUUGUUUGAACUGCCGAAGAAGUAAGACGAGAUGUCUCCGAGAUGCUGGAGUGCUUCAGUGUAAAAAAUGCGCUCAGAGCGGGAGUGAGUGUAUCGUACCCGAAUACCGAGUUGGAAGGAAGAAAGGAAUCAAGAAUAAACGCGAUGGUUUAGAAAAAGCAGUCUAUCGCAUCGAACAAGCCAUCAAAAAGCACAAGACAAAUGGCAGUCAUUCAAUUAAUGACCAGAUGAACCAACUUCAGGGUCUACUCAGCAGCGCUCAGCAGUUAUUACCUGAAACCCAAUCAGAAGAACAAGAUGAAUAUCAACGAGAUGACAGUUCUUCUAGCCCUCAACAAAAUUUGACGGCUAAUGAAGGUGGGAAUGAUGGGUUCGCUGUUCAAGAUGCGGAGAAUCCAUUGCAACUUCUGGCGAGAGCAUCAGAUCUAUCGGGUUCAGCUAAUGCAAUUUCUUUACCAAUUACAAGACCGCUGAAUAAAGGAGAUAAAGCCUUGAGAAGUUUCUUUGGUCCUUUUCGUCCGAGUCUUGAUAAUGAGCCUGACAUUGAUCCUAUCGAGAUGGGUCUUGUUACUGUUGAGGAGACCAGUGCGCUGUUUUCAUACUUCCAUGACAAUCUAUCCCAUACAAGAUGGGGACUAGAUCCUAUCCUUCACACACCUCAAUUCGUCCGCCAACAAUCAGCCUUUCUCUUCACCUCUAUCCUAGCAGCUUCAUCAUUAUUCAUCCCCACCGCAGGUGCCAUAUCCAAGCGGUUAAACACCCACGUCAAAUGUCUGGCGCGCAAGAUAUUCGCCUCGGGUAACCGAUCACCAGAGAUUGUGCUCGCGUUCAUGAUCAAUAUCCCUUGGAUGGCUCCUGGAAAGCACUGGUCAGAUGAUGAGACAUGUUCGUAUAUGAGCAUGGCUUUGACUAUUGCGUUGGAUAGUUCGCUUGAUAAGCUGAUUGUUCCGAGCCCUAGCGAGCUUCAGGGAAGUGCUCGGAAGGGUAGGUCACAGAGUGAGUGUAUUACUGCCAGGAAGGCUUUGGAUAUGGAUGGAUUUCCGGAUGUUGACCCACUCUCUGAUUUCGGGAGGAGGUUACUUCGACGACGGGAAAGGAUUUGGUUGGCAUUGUUUGUGCUUGACAGAGGAGUCUGUCUCGCUCGGGGAAGAAGUUUUAUCGUUCCAGUCACCCCUCUCAUCGAAACAUGCGACGAAUGGCACCGCUGCUCAAUAGCCGACAUCUGGGACAACUCCAUCGUCUCCUCCACCGUUCUCCGUCGAGACCUCGUCACCCUCAUAUCCGAAGUAAAAAAAGCCUGCACCCACAAACCCAACAAACACCUCGACGCCGCCGCACUCGUAGAAAACCUCCGCCAAAAAAUAAACCACUUCUUCACAACCUGGUACACCCACUGGUCACCCCCUCACACGCCCACCCCCCCAUACGUCUCCAUCCUCGUCCUUCACGGCCGCCUCACCCUCCACACCUCCCUAAUAAACCACUCCCCGCUGCCCCUUCUAAAAACCUUCUUCCACACCGCCACCCUCACCUCCUCCCUCUCGGUUCUCCGCGCCGCCGUGCGCGGCGAAUCCGCACUCACCUCGCUCCCGAACAACACGUGCAUCAUGAUCACCUUCGCGGCGUGCAUCGCGCUCACGCUCUCCGGCGCCGAUCUCGCGCCCAGCACGCGCUUCCUGAUCGAAGAAUCCGCUGGGGUGUUGGAGCGCAUCGGCACGGUGACAAGUCAUCGCAAUGGCACGAGUUAUCUGUAUGGACGCCAUUUACGGGGUGUCGUUGCGGCGACGACAUUGAAGAGGCCGAGCACGCCGACGUGUAAUCGCAUGACGGAUCCGCCGUUGUAUUUUCAGCCUGGGUUGGCGGCCGGGGUGGGCGGGGUGGGCAGGGAGGGUGGUUGUAAUAGUGCUGGUGUUGGAGGUGCGCAGAGGGCGCCCGAGGUCUUGCGGUUUUCGGAUAUGAGUGAGGAUCAGAUCCAGGAGGUUGUUUUGGGGGCGGGGGAGGAGGAGGGGGGUGCGGGGGAUGUUUGGGGUGCGGAUGGCGGGAGUGGGAUUGCGGUUUCGGGGCUGAAUUGGUUGGAUUGGUUUAAUGUUGAUGUUGGGGGUGGGUUGUCGUGA
This is a messenger RNA of Glarea lozoyensis ATCC 20868, 2190 nucleotides long. RefSeq lists its product as uncharacterized. Bases 1 to 2190 code for a protein of 729 amino acids. NCBI's taxonomy places the organism in Eukaryota, Fungi, Ascomycota, Leotiomycetes, Helotiales, Helotiaceae. Gene Ontology annotation, biological process: regulation of DNA-templated transcription; DNA-templated transcription. Gene Ontology annotation, cellular component: nucleus. The transcript is spliced from 5 exons. The record is from RefSeq and is a predicted model, not a curated record. Gene Ontology annotation, molecular function: DNA-binding transcription factor activity, RNA polymerase II-specific; zinc ion binding; transcription cis-regulatory region binding.